Darwinula stevensoni is the source of this 519-nucleotide messenger RNA. The record is from the annotation of a GenBank genome assembly. NCBI's taxonomy places the organism in Eukaryota, Metazoa, Arthropoda, Ostracoda, Podocopida, Darwinulidae.
AUGGAGCGAAUCGCAACGUCAAGAGUUUGGCCGGUCGCCUCGGCCGUCAUCCUUCAGGAAGAGGGCUUGAUCCACAUCGAGCUGGCAGUAGUUGAUGGUCCCCUCGAGAUCGUCUUCGAGGAUGUGACAGUGGAAGAUGACGUCGAGAUCAAGAGGACCUUCAGGAGCAGUCAUCCCAAGAAGACCCCCCCAUCUUCGCCGGACUGCUCCUGUCUCCAGCAAGGUUUUAGAGGACGUCGAGAUCAAGAGGACCUUCAGGAGCAGUCAUCCCAAGAGGACCCCCCAUCUUCGCCGGACUGCUCCUUUCUCCAGCAAGUUUGUGUUCAUGUUCUUUCCCGAGAAGACGUCGAGAUCAAGAGGACCUUCAGGAGCAGUCAUCCCAAGAGGACCCCCCAUCUUCGCCGGACUCCUCCUGUCUCCAGCAAGUUCACCCUCUCUCUCUCUUCUACCCUUUUUCUCAUGUUCCCUCAAUUCCCUCUCACCUCCCAUAACCCUCCUUCCUUUUGGGGCCUUAAUUAA